Molecule: messenger RNA, 2896 nt
Organism: Pocillopora verrucosa
Lineage: Eukaryota; Metazoa; Cnidaria; Anthozoa; Scleractinia; Pocilloporidae
Source: RefSeq, a predicted model, not a curated record
AGAGGCUUUGCAUCUAGCAAUGGGGGUUCGCGGACUUACAAGUUAUAUCAACUCAAUCGGAACGCUUUGGACACAGAUCGAUCUUAAAAAUACAAAACUUAUCAUCGAUGGAUCUUGUCUGUGCCAUUAUCUCUACUAUAGCAAUGGCUUAGACUGCCGAUGUGGUGGUCAGUACCAAGAAUAUUAUGAUGCUGUAGUUUCGUUUUUCGAUGCUCUGGUUUCGAACGGCGUGGAGGCCUAUGUUGUAUUCGAUGGAGCACAUGAUCCCAGCGACAAGAAAUUAGAGACACGUAUAGCACGAACCAACGAGAGGGUUAGAAAAUCAAAUGCUCUGUCGAUGUCCGCUGAUGAUUUUUUACUUCCGCUUUUGGCGAUGAACGUGUUCGUGGACGCACUCAGGAAUCGCGGCGUAAAAUUCGUUUUCAGUGACUGCGAAGCCGACACAGAAAUUGCCUCGUUGGCUUAUGGGUGGAGUUGUCCAGUUCUUAGCAAUGACAGUGACUUCUUUAUCUUUGACAUCAAAGCUGGGUACAUUCCUUUUGAAUUCUUGGAAUGGAAUUCCAGUUCUUUGACAGCGAGUGUUUUCUAUCGGCAAAAACUGGCGUCGCACCACCGAAUUCGUGCAGAAUUAAUUCCCUUAUGGGCUUCGUUGGCAGGAAAUGACUACGUGAGUCGUGAUUUAUCAUCUACGUUUAAUCGUGCGUUGAAUGGUUUUCAGACUUUCAACCAUAUUAGAUUUGAAAGCAUUGCGAACAUGCUAUCCAAACUUCGCGACUCAAACGAGGAAGAGGCUUUGAAAUGUGCCUUGAAAAUGAUGAAGUCAGCUGAAAACAGAGAACAACUUAGACAAGCUGUUGAACUUUCUCUCCAGGAAUACACACUUUCAGAGUCGAAUCUAUCGCGCUAUUUCCAAGACGACAUAGUCUCUAGCUCCCUUAGAACGCAGAGUAAUCGCGAGAUCAAUCAGUGGGUCUUGCGCAGGUUCCGAAAUGGAAAGUUUUCCUCCAAAUGCAUCAGCAGUUUGACAUCGGGGAAACUGUUCCUGGAAAUUCCCGUUGAAAAUUGUAGAGAAAUAUCGGCGAACUGUUGCUCUAAGCGGCUAAGGAGAUACGUGUAUGGAAUUUUGAACGAUGCUGAAACAAAAGCAGAAGGAAAUAUAAAGGUGAUCCAAGAAUGGGACAGAGAGGGCUUAAUUGUCCAACAAUCAAUUGUAAAACCCUACCAAGAAGGCGUGGUCCCUUCUUUGAGCCUAAUCCCGUACCUCUAUCUCGGAGAGCGUGUAAAUUUUUUGUUGUUUGCACUCGAUUCGGACACCACAGCUGUCAGGUCCUUAGGUAAAAGGUUUAUUUUGAUUGCCUCAUCACUUCGUUACCUCAUAAAAAACGCGCAUCCACCCUUGGAGACAAACCAUCUGAUUGCUUUGCUGUGUUGCUGUGUCAACUUGGAGAAUGGCGAGUUAUACAAUAGUAAAGAAACCACUGUAAGCCCUCACCGCUCCUCAUGGCCGUUUGACAUACGAGCGGCGCAAAGCUUUGCUCAGUGGCAGUGUGUUCUAAGAGAUGCAAUUCAUCUAAACUUUAAUUUGUUUGAGCCUGUACCUGUACCAUGUAUUCAUAAGACGUUCAAUGGAAAAAUGGCACAAAAACUGCUUGAAAGUUUGCAACAAGGUCGUACGCCAGAAUCCUUACUUUGUUCUCCAAGUAUUCUUUCGCGAUAUAAAGAGCUUUACACUGCUAUUACAGACCAGGAAGGUAAAGGCGAUGUUGCCGUCAGGAUGCAAAGCUUACGUUUAUGAACCACAGAAGAAAAACGGCAACGAGAAAAAUCCCUAAGACGUGACCUUCCGGCCAACAAGAGAGGUAUCACCACCCAAGAGGGCAGCGCCGACAGCUUCUUGGAACUUAAGCACAGCGCCACUGCCGUCUUAAGAUCCGAUGGUUGAUUGACAAAGGGAAACCAAACUAAAAUUACAGUCAGAUGCCCUCCAAAAAUCACAGGGGAAUAUUCUUCAAUGUUCCUGUUCUGCCUCUCGCUCAAAAAACGAAAGGAAAGAAUUUGCAUCUUCGACCUAUUCUCUUUUCCUCUGGUAAAGAAGAAGAAACGAAGGGUCAGCGGAAAGUGCCAAAUACUAACGUGCACCGACUAACAUUAGAUAACGAUUUUCUGACUUUUAUGAACGUUAGUUUUAAAUGUUUGACAUACCAUUACCUUUUAAAAAGUUUGUUUUCUUUUUAUUCUUUUUCAAUCAUAACAUUUAAUUUACAUAAACAUUAUUUGGAGAAUUUUUAGCAUAAUAAUUUCAUUCCCUGAAGCUUAGGGCGUCAGUUUACUUUUAAAUACAUUAUAUGUUGAAUGGAUACCCACAUUAGCGUUGUUAAAUAUCUCGAGUUAGUAAGGGACUAGGAAUUUUCUUUUCAGUUUAUGCUGUUAUAUGUUAGCCAAUCUUUAAAUGAUUUUCUCACCAGCACGAACACCGCUGAAGUUCCUUGAUGAAUUAGAGUGCCUACGUAGCUCCAGGAUUCUACAGUUCCUUUCUUAUAAUCUCACGUUUACAGUAUAAAAAGUCAUUUCCGAAUUACCUUUAGCCUCUUUUUCAAAACGAGGCCUGGUGCCCAACCAUUCGUAUGAAUAUGAAUUUAAUUUGCACGUGAAUGAAAACUUAUAAUCAUAUGGUAGAAUGAGCACCAGGACUCGCUUUGAAAAUGAGGCCAAAGGUAAUUCGAAAAUGGCCUAAUAUUCGCGAAUAUUCCAUCAUCUGGACUUUUAUCUAAAAAUUACUUCCUCUUCGCACGAUUUCCUAACAAAUUGCGAAACUCGAGUCUCCUGAAUUACGUCUCCUUUAUCUGCAUGAACCUAAGUGUCCCAAGCAAAACAAAAUGAAUACAAACUCAAGUUA